Brassica napus (rape) is the source of this 5175-nucleotide messenger RNA. Its product is annotated as meiosis-specific protein ASY2. Bases 1755 to 5138 code for a protein of 1127 amino acids. The transcript is spliced from 4 exons. NCBI's taxonomy places the organism in Eukaryota, Viridiplantae, Streptophyta, Magnoliopsida, Brassicales, Brassicaceae. The record is from RefSeq and is a predicted model, not a curated record.
CGUCAAUUCAUUCAUUGUCAUUAAAGUAUUAAUAUAAAUACAUCUCAUUCUUUCCACAAUUUCACAUUCAAACAUCAUUCCAUUCUUCAAGACGGUGAAUUUUUGCAGAGCAUAAUGGAGUCGUUGUAGCACCGCCAUUGAAGUUUUUUUGGCUGCGAUUUGGGAGGUCAGAAAUAUGAUGAGAGGCGGCGAGCUUAUGGCGUUAGACACGGUGAUGCUACCGCGACGCUCAAGUAUCUUUACAUUUUUAGAAAAAUCACACUUUAAUGUUUUUUGCAGAGAGUGUUAUCUUUAAAAAAAAAAUUAUUAUUAAACAUCUCAUUAUAUCGUUUUUCAGUCGACCUCUAUGCAACGUCCACUUGAACAACUUGAAACACCUUUUGAAGGCCGGUUCCGUGUACGGCAUGAGCGGCUUCGAAGUGACGCGGAGCAACCUCAACUUCAAACUGUAUGACUCUCCUCUGUCUGUGAUUCGACUCUCUUGCUGUUUCCUUCUACAAAACAAUGGAAAGCUAUGGUGACCCUAAUCCUUGUUGUUGCAAUGAGCAUAAACCCAAAUAUUGUUGGAGGUGGUGUUGUUUCCAUAUCCGGUCGAUGAUGUAAUAUUUAUAAAUGAUGUAAAGGGGUGGAGAUUUUCGUAUUAAUAGUCAAGAAUAAACAAGCUCGGUCAAUUACAAGAACUAAAGAUGCUCGUCUAAACAGUUCGUCUAAACAAGUAUCUUUCUAUUUUAUGGUCUGAGGUCGUCUGGGCCGAGCUCGUCUAGUGGUCGAGGUCGUCCGAGACUUUGUCUGUGAUGAAGAGGCGAUGCUCUCCUUUUCUGUACUUUCUGUACUUUUCUGACUUCCCUUCAAUGAGUCUGACGUCUUCUAUUUAUAGUGACAUACGUUUUGUCUUCUAGCGAAAUCACCAAUUGUUGCUUAAUGGGCCGGACCUGAUUUUGGGCUUAGCUCUUAAUGGGUCUGUGCUAAGCCCAUCUCCAACAAUUGUCCCCCCACAGUUCGCCAAGUGUUGAAUCUUGGUGAAUUCUUCUAGAAUCUUCUGUCUGAGAAAAUCAGGGCAGGCUCAGGAAUUGUCGAGAAAUAGGGCAACACGUUUUCUUCUCUCCUAUAUAAGUGAUGGAUGGAUCUCUUAUUUUUCUUAAAAAACUUGUCUCCCAUUUGGAAGCAAAGGUAAAGAUUUUGCUCUCUCUUUUUAUUGUUUUGGUGUGGUCCUCGUUCUCUUUGUUUAUUAUUUUUAUAUUAUAUUUUUUUUUGGUUUCCUUCUUGCGGACACUCUUUCUUGUCUCCCCUUUCCCUUCUUUUUUUUUUUUUCGGUGGAAGAAGCUGAAUGUCUGUGAUGUGUGGGAGAAAGAGAGGCUGAGUUUUUUUUUUUUAAAAAAGAAAAGGUCCGAGCUCGUCUUAUUACUCUUCUCCUCCCUCCCUUUUUUUUUUUUUUUUUACGGUUGACAGUGUUGAGCUCGCGGUCUGUGAUGUGGGAGAAGAGACCGAGCUCGAUUUGGAGGAGGAGCUGAGCUCGCAGUCUGUGGGAGAAGAGACCGAGCUCGAUUUGGUCGUGAAGGGUGAGCCGAGCUUGCGGUCUGUGGGAGAAGAGACCGAGAGAUUUGGUCGUGAAGGGAGAGCCGAGCUUGCGGUCUGUGGGAGAAGAGACCGAGAGAUUUGGUCGUGAAGGGUGAGCUGAGCUGUCUUUGUGGUCGGCUUGUCUUUUGUUCAAGCUUGUCUCUCCACUGGUUUGUUUAUUUGGUGAAGGUUCGUCGAUGGUGGCUGAGGUCAUCACUGGUGAAAGUUUGUCGAUGGUGGCUGAGGUCGUCACUGGUGAAAGUUUGUCGACGGUGUUUUCGAGGUCGGCUCUUGGUGUUGCGAGCUCGUCGACCUUGGCUCCGAGCUCGCCAGUGAAGGUCCCAAGUUCGUCGAUGGUAGCUCCGAGCUCGCCGGUGGAGAUCCCGAGCUCGUCGACGGUAGCUCCGAGCUUGCCGGUGGAGAUCUCGAGCACAUAUCCUGAUAUCCCGAGCUCGUCGAUGGUUGCUCCGAGGUCGGCUCCUGGUGUUGUGAGCUUGUCGUUGGUGGCUCUGCGGUCGGCUUCCGGUGUUGUGAGCUCGUCGAUGGCAGUGCCGAGCUUGAUUUCGUCUGUUGUAUCAGAUUCUUUGUCAGUGAAAGAAUGUGGUCGAGAUGUUGAGGGUACGAGCUUGUCGCUUGUUAUGCCGAGCUCCACGGAGCCGUGUUGUGAUGAAGUGGGGUUCAGUUCGUUGGAUGGGGAGUUUGCUCGUGAGCAGCUGUCUUUGAUGGUUCGUAAGAUGGAGCUUGCUGAUGGUCACCAGUCGUGGUCGGAGAUUGUUGAAUCUGUUAUUUUUGCUGAGGUAGGUACUCUUACGGGAAGCGAAGCAGAAGAUAGGGUAAGUGCGAGUUUGAUCGAGGAAGGGACCGAGUUUCUUUUUGACGAGCACGGGACGAAUUUGGUGGCGGAGCCUGGUGUUGGAGGGUCGAGACCAUCUUUGAAAACGCCUCCUGUUUUGAGUUCGUCAUCUUUGGUGAAGAAGACUAUGUUGGAAACUAUCCGGGAACAUGAGCAGAUGCAGUUGGCAAACUCCUUUCUAGCGAGAGAGUCGUCGUCGGAAACUACAAGUUCCUCUGACGGUAGUUCGUACUCGAGUUCUCAUAGUGAGGAAUCUGCGGAUAGUGCUGAUGUUGCUAAUGAAUCUGAUAACGUUGUUGGAGAUGAUGGACGAGAUGAUGACGUUGAAAACGUUGAUGUUGAAAAUGAUGGUGUUCUGGGAGGCGCCGGUGAUGAGCAGAAUGGGACCGGUGACGUUGAUGUUGAUGAGGAAAGUGAGCAAGACGAGUUUGCUAGUGACGGUGAUCGUGCCGCUGUUGGCGAUGAUGACGUGGGUGACCGAGAUGGUGUAGAUAGACGUAGUAAUUUUAGUGAUGAGCAUGAUGAUUUUAGUGAUGAGCAAAGCGGUGUUAGUGGUAGUCUAGAAAUCAUUGUUGUAGCUGAUGGGAGGGAUGAUGCCGACGGAAGUAGUGAUCGUCGAGCCGAUGUUACUGAUAUUUUGAGAAAAAUAAAACAAGAAAGCUUGGCUGCUUCCCUUGCUGGUUCGCUCGAUGCCUUUGGUGAUCCUUGUGAUUAUGUGAAGAAAAAGGUCAGGAAGGCAAGGGAAAGGCCUAGGAGUUUCAUAGGUCCUCUUGUUAGUCAUCCGGAUCCAUCGGAGUCAUUUCCUUCUAUUGUUAGUGAGGACACAGUUAAGUGGAUCUUAGCCAACUGUUGCCGUAAUGGAGUCAUAGAAGCGCGUAUCCCUGGCGAAGAUGAACGUCCGUGGACGGUUCCGGAUGGGUGGCUUUGUGUUUAUGACUUCUGGUUCACCGAGUAUCAUUUGUGGUUUCCUCUCCCGAGGUUGCUGCUGGCGUAUUGUGAUGAACAUCUUAUUGCACUCGCUCAGCUUACUCCUGCUGCUAUCCGAAACAUAGUUGCAGCUUUGUUCACAGCCGCGGAUAUUGGUGUUCACAUGAGCCUAUGCUUGUUUGAACGUAUCGCGCAUAUUACUCGGUGUGAUAAAACGGACGGGGCUUUUUACGUGUCAAUGAAGGCUGGCUGUGGUGUUGUUGGGGAGAGGAAGAGAAAAACGUUAUGUUGGAUUAAGAAGUUUUUUUAUGUUCGAAUUGCGUCUUCGUCGGUCCCUGAUGUUUCUGAUAAGAGUGUCCCUUUUAGGAGUAGUUGGAAUCCUUACAAUGGUCGUCGUUUAGUUGGUGUUCCUCUUGCUCCUGGUGAUAGUGAGUGCGUGGAAUACUUCAAGGAGACGAAGGCUCGGGAUUGGACUGUGGUGAGGCGGUCGGAGGUUUGGCGGCGCAUCCCGUUUAUUGACUCAGCUUGUUGGAGAAAGAUGGAUUUGAGCGAGAUUCCGAGUUUGGUUGACUGUUUUGCUGGGGGUAGUGACGAUGCCCCUGUUGUGGAGUCUGGUCAGUGUAUCGCCGGUGUGGAGCCUUCGGCACCUGCUCGUAGUAUUGUUGUGGGUCUUACUAGUACGACAGUUCCUGUCCCGUCCGCUGGUGUUUCUGGAAAGGAAGUUGUUGCUGCGGGAGGCGAGAAGGUUGUGAAGAAGAGAGUUGCCGCUGGUCAUUCGCCAAAAAACGUGCCCCCUUCGAAGUCUCGCAAAGUUGUGAGCUCUGAUGUUGAGCCAUCUUUGGUGGUUGAGUCGCCUGCUGCGGAGAAGGCUGCCUUUGAACCGUUUGAACAUUCGUUCAAUGGUUUGUCCUCGGGAUGUGGUGAUCUUUUUAAGUUGUUUCAAUCGCCUGGUGGCGUUGAUGGUUUGCCUUUUGACCACGGCAGGCGCGGUGAGUGGUAUCAGGAGUUCGCUCGUCACUUGGCUGUUGCUACAAAAUUUGCGAACAAAUUGGUGGUUAAUCAGGAUGAAGAGCUUGAAGAGGUGAAGGCGGAGCUUGAAAAAACGAAGGCUGAGCUUGCUUCUAUUGAGGGCAAGGCUGAUAGUUCUGAGGAAAUAGCGGCUCUGCGCGGUAAGUAUGAGGCUGAGAAGAAAGUGUCCUCAGAUGCAUUGGAAGAAGUUCAAAGACUCACUGCAAAAAUAGCUCUGGAAACUGGACGGGUGAAGAAGCGUCAAGUGGCUGACUUGGAGCGUUUUAAGAAGGAAAAAGAGGUGGCGGGCAGGAGGUAUCGCAGGGCAGUAACGAGACAUGAUGAUGUGCUUGCUACUUUUAAUUCUCGUAUGGAAAAGGUGCGGAGGUAUGUGGAAAAUCAGAAGGCUGUUCGCACAUCUAUGUAUGGAGUGAAUCAGAUUGUGGGAGUGCUUGAUGCUGCCAAGACUUGGAAGAAAGAGGCAAUAAUUAUUCCUGAUGGUAAGGUUAGGCAUCUUGAGAAUGAAUUGGUCCGGAGGAAGGAGAAGGCAAACUUGGUUGUUCGUGUUGAGUUUGAACCCAAGGAACUGGCUGAUAUCCCUUCCUUUGAUUUUACUCGUCCACUUUCUCCUGUUCAUAUGACUCUGACUGCGGGGGUUGAAGAUGCUGCUAAGGCAAGAGGGAAGGAGGAAAAUCGUCGUCGUGAGGAAGCAAGUCGUCGUCGUGUGGCUGAGCGUGAUGGUGCUGUGUCUUCGGAUGUGAGGCGUGAGGGUCAAGUUCCUUCCCGCCCGUAGUUUAGUUCGUGUGAUCGUCAAGGCCCUGCGUGGCUGC